GUUCCAUCCAUACUGAUCUUUUCCAAAAUUUCUUGCGUAACGCUACAUAGGUUAGCGGAAACAACUACCGGUAGAGGUCGCUGCCGAAGCGGGCUCAAGUAACUCGCCACAAGCGCUUCAGCAGGAGAAUGGGCGGAACUGUAGAGAUGCCUUAUUCCCCACGUGACUGUUGUGGUCUGUCUACUAGCUGAAAAUGUUAGACCUGUUUGCUCGCGGUAGUCCAACUCAGUUGUCCGGGGCUGCACAGAGGCCGCAUGUAGCUCUCCUGCCUUGUCGCGGCCCAACACCCUUUCGGCCUCACCGCUUUACAGUUGCUGCGCGCGUCUCAACGGCAGCAACGGAUGCUCCACCAGCUCCUGCUCCGAAGCAGCAAAAGCAAAAGCAGGGUGGUGGUGGCGGUGGAGGAGGCGGAGGCAAGGCUGCUGAGGCUGCUGUGACUCCCCGCAGCGAGGACUUCAGCAAAUGGUACCUGGAUGUCGUGGCACGGGCGGAGCUAGCAGACUACGGUCCUGUUAGAGGCACCAUGGUCAUCCGGCCGUACGGCUACGCCAUUUGGGAGGCCGUACAGUCCCACCUGGACUGCCGCUUCAAGGAGCUGGGGGUGCAGAACGCCUACUUCCCGCAGCUCAUCCCCUACUCCUUCAUCGCCAAGGAGGCGGAGCACGUGGAGGGGUUCGCGCCGGAACUGGCGCUGGUGACUAAAGGCGGCGGCAAGGACCUGGAGGAGCCGCUGGUGGUGCGCCCCACCUCCGAAACCAUCAUCAACCACAUGUUUGCGCAGUGGAUCCAGUCGUACCGAGAUCUGCCGAUGCGGCUCAACCAGUGGUGCAAUGUGCACCGCUGGGAGAUGCGCACGCGGCCCUUCGUGCGGACGCUUGAGUUCCUGUGGCAGGAGGGCCACACCGCCCACGCCACCGCGGAGGAGGCGGAGGAGGAGGCUCGCCGCAUGAUCGACGUGUAUGCGGAUUUCGCGACCACCGUGGCGGCCAUGCCGGUGGUGCCGGGGCGCAAGUCGCGCAUCGAGUCGUUCGCAGGUGCCAACGUGACGUACACCAUUGAAGCCAUGAUGGGGGACCGCCGGGCGCUGCAGGCCGGCACCUCCCACAACCUGGGCACCAACUUCGCUCGCGCCUUCGGCACCCAGUACCUGGACGCCUCCUCGCAGCGCCAGCCGGUGCACCAGAGCAGCUGGGGCGUGUCCACCCGGCUCAUCGGCGGCGUCAUCAUGACGCACGGGGACGACAAGGGGCUGAGGCUGCCGCCGCGGCUGGCGCCCAUUCAGGUGGUGAUCAUUCCGAUCGUGAAGAAGGAGGAGGACCGCGGACCCGUGGGUCAGGCGGCGGAUGCGCUGGCAGCGGCGGCCAAGGCUGCGGGCAUCCGAGUUAAGAUCGACGCUGACGAGCGACAGACUCCCGGCUGGAAGUACAACCACUGGGAGAUGCGCGGCGUACCGCUGCGGGUGGAGGUGGGCCCCAAGGAUGUGGCCAGCGGUACCUGCGUCACAGCGCGGAGGGACAUGCCAGGCAAGGAGGGCAAGCAGUUCGGCGUCCCCAUGUCCCCGCCCGCCUUCACCGCGCACCUGCACUCCCUGCUAGACGACAUCCAGACGGCCCUCACGGCACAGGCGGCCGCUUUCCGGGACGACAACAUUGUGGAUGUGCGGAGCUACGAGGAGCUGAAGGAGGCGAUUGCGGCAGGCAAGUGGGCUCGCGGCGGCUGGGCUGCCAGCGACGAUGACGAGCGGCGGGUGAAGGAGGAGACGCAGGCCACCCUGCGCUGCUUCCCCUUCCAGCAGCCGCCAGGGCCGCACUCCUGCAUCAUGACGGGACAGCCCGCGGCGGAGGUGGCCAUCUUUGCAAAGUCGUAUUGAGGAGGUGCCGCACGGAUGUCCGCAGGGGUGCAGGUAUGGUACAUCGUCCGGGGAGGUACAACACAAUCGUACAUCGUACAUCGUGAGCUGAGGCGGAGGUUGAUAGGCGUUUGGGGGUGCGGGUCCUUUGGGACUUCUUAACCUUUCCCCUCAAGGCGCCUCUAUCCUCGGGCCUUAUGGACUUAUUGGACCGGACCUGACUGGACCCUGCGGUUGGGAGAACUAGGUUGUGAACUUCGUGCCUGGGAGCAGAUCUGGUUCCGGGUGUUGCGAAAAGAACACGUGCAGAUGCGGUUGUUGACUGGGGUUAAACCAGGGGCAGUGGGGAUGCUCGGAUGAGUGGGGUCACCGGUAUUGUGUCUAAAAGCUGAAUGGUGACACAGCGAGGUACCGUCCUUCGUGCUUGGUCUUGCGGGGCGUCGGGGUGUUGCCUAGGUAGGCGAGGGCUGUUUGAAGUUGGCGAUGGAAGGGGCCUGGCAUCUCCCCUUGUAACUGGCUAGAGGGGGGUUUCGGAGUGUAAGGUAUGCGGCGGGCUAUGGGGUCAUUGUUAUUACGGCGGUUUUGGGAUACCGGUAUCCGAUACAGUACCGCGUCCUUCACUUCACGACAGAGCCUUUUGCGGUGUCUGGCGGCAGUCGCAUCUCUAUGGGUGGCUAUGUUAAGGCUAACCUCAGAUGGGCCUGUUGAUGGGCCUGUUCGUCGGCAGGGCAGCCGGGAGCUGUUUGUCCAGCAGCAGAGGAGCAGGGGGCCGCACGAGCUGUCAGAACCUGAGAGCCGCUGAUGCUGCCACUGGUACUGGUGGAUGUCAAUUAAAAUGGCAGACUGGAGCCAUUUCCUGCAGCUCGGCGUUGGGCACAAGGAAUGCGAUUAUUACAGGCACUAGGGGACGAGGGAGCGCAUAGUAUGAC
Messenger RNA from Astrephomene gubernaculifera, 2778 nucleotides. The record is from the annotation of a GenBank genome assembly. NCBI's taxonomy places the organism in Eukaryota, Viridiplantae, Chlorophyta, Chlorophyceae, Chlamydomonadales, Astrephomenaceae.